AUGGGAGGCAAACAUUAUUUCGUAUGGUCUUUGGGCUCCAAAUCAAAGCGGGAAAUCUUCAUCUAUCGCACCGCCAAAACUAUGAAGAUCAAUCCCUCGGAUCAAGGAAAUUCCGGUAAUUUUUUGGUUAUAUCCCAAAAGGAUCAUAAUUCAAUUCAUCAUUCAAGCUUUCUAGUAAGAAUCAUGGAGGUUGACAAGGAACAACAUGAGGAUAUCCUUGACUAUAAUAUAGAAGAUGAGCUAGAUGAUGGAAACCAAGAAUAUGAUUCGGAGACAGAGGAUGGCGAAAAUAAAGACAUUCACUACAAUAGCCAAUCAGAUUUGGAAGAAGAAAUCCAUAAAAUAGUUCCUACAAGGUCAAAUAGGAAGAAGGGCAUGACUCGGUUGCUAAAACUGAAGAUUGAAUAUGUCAAUUCUGGUGGUAAAAAAAAUGUCACACCCCAAACCCAGAACGGCGGAAUCGUUCGAGGGUGGAUGACUUCAUGUACAGUAUCAUAA
This is a messenger RNA of Lactuca saligna, 498 nucleotides long. NCBI's taxonomy places the organism in Eukaryota, Viridiplantae, Streptophyta, Magnoliopsida, Asterales, Asteraceae. The record is from the annotation of a GenBank genome assembly.